Molecule: messenger RNA, 933 nt
Organism: Gryllus bimaculatus (two-spotted cricket)
Lineage: Eukaryota; Metazoa; Arthropoda; Insecta; Orthoptera; Gryllidae
Source: the annotation of a GenBank genome assembly
AUGGGGAGAGAUGAGACAACGAUGAGGAAGGAAAAAUCGCACCCUGCUACUGAACAACGGGGACUGCCCGCCCAUCUUCAGCCACGUGUGGGUUCGCGAGGCCAACAAGCAGGUGUGGAACAAAGCGUUUCUCCUGCUCAAGAACCGCUGCCUCUACCUCUCCUACAAGACCCCUGCUACUUGAACAACGCGGACCUGCACGCCCAUCUUCAGCCACGUGUGGGUCGCGAGGCCAACAAGCAGGUGUGGAACAAAGCGUUGUCUCCUGCUCAAGAACCGCUGCCUCUACCCUCUCCUACAAGCGCCCCCUUGCCUUCUUUCCUGCUGCCGCCACAAGCCCUGUGGCCCACCGCCUCCGUUGCUUCCGCGCUGUGGACUUUGCUGCCAUGUCCUUCAUCUUCACCAGACGUACCUCCUUCACCAGACGUACCUCCUUCCACCAGACGUACCUCCUUCACCCAGGACGUACCUCCUUCACCCAGACGUACCUCCUUCACCAGACGUACCUUCCUUCACACAGACGUACCUCCUCACCAGAGUUACCUCCUCACCAGACGUAACCUCCUUCACACAGGACGUACCUCCUUCACCAGACGUACCUUCCUUCCACCAGACGUACCUCCUUCACCAGACGUACCUCCUUCACCAGACGGACCUCCUUCACCAGACGUACCUCCUUCACCAGACGACCGUCCUUCACCGACGGGAAAAGUUCUCGGCCUUUCUCAUCCCUCCACGGCCCUCGGAAGUUUGGAAAGGAACGGCUGUCGCUUCUUCUUGAAACUGCCAGGCGCACUUCUUUUACCUCCGCGCUGUCUGUUGCCACCACGCACGUACUCAGGCCACCGCCCCUCGCUGCCCCUACCCGCCCCGCCCGCGCCCCCGCCCCCUGCCCGCUUCUACUGCCGCCGGCCCCGCGGAACCACUGGUUGA